UUUGAUCUACACUGUGUAGGGAUUCUUUCUUUUUUUUUUGUUGAUUUCCAAAAUGGCUCCCAAAGAUAAAGCUCCUCAAGAGGAGCCUCGUGUGCUCUUGGGAAGGCCUCGCAACAACCUGAAGAUGGGUUUGGUCGGUUUACCAAAUGUAGGGAAAUCUACUACAUUCAAUCUGUUAUCUAAGCAGAUGGUACCUGCUGAGAACUUUCCAUUUUGCACUAUUAACCCUCACGAGGCUGUAAUCAACGUACCGGAUGAGCGUUUCAAGCACUUAUGCAAGGUUUUUCAACCAAAGAAGGAGAUUGCAGCUUCGUUGUCUAUUUUUGAUAUCGCCGGUUUAGUUAGGGGUGCUCACAAGGGUGAGGGUCUGGGUAAUGCAUUUUUGUCACAUAUUGAUGCUGUUGAUGGCAUUUAUCAUGUGGUUCGUGGUUUUGAGGAUGAUGAUAUUAUCCACACUGAUGGUGAGGUCAACCCUAUAAACGACCUCGAGACUAUUAACCAGGAGUUGAUUUUGAAGGAUCUGGACAAGUGCACCAAGGCGUUGGUAGAGAUUAAUAAGGUUUACCAGCGUAACAUGAAAAUAAAGUCUAAGAAGGAGGAGCUGGACACUAUGACUAAGGCUAAGGAGGUUCUCGAGAAGAACCAGUGGAUAUCUCAGGCAUCUUGGAAGGCUUCUGAGGUACCUAUUCUGAAUGAGUACAACUUCCUUACUGCUAAGCCUGUGGUAUAUUUGGUUAAUUUAAGUGAGAAGGACUUUGUUCGUCAGAAGAACAAGUGGUUGCCUAAGAUUGCGAAAUGGGUGGCUGACAAUAACCCCGGUCCCAUUGUUCCUUACAGUGCCCAAUUUGAAUCGGCGCUUGAGGCUUUUGACACUGAUGAUGCUCGUGAAGCCUACUUAAAGGACAAGAAUGGUGCUACUAGCAAGAUUGACAAGAUUAUUGCGAGCGGUUACAAUUGCUUGAACCUGAUUCAUUACUUCACCUGUGGUCCCGAUGAGGUCAGGUGUUGGACUAUUCGCAAGGGUACCAAGGCUCCUCAGGCUGCUGGUGUCAUCCAUACAGACUUUGAGCGUGGUUUCAUUUGUGCCGAGACUUAUAACUACACUGACAUCGUUGAGUUUGGCUCUGAGAGUGACGUCAAGGGCAACGGUCGUUAUUUACAGAAGGGCAAGGACUACGUAGUGCAAGAUGGUGACAUUAUAUUUUUCAAGUUCAACGUGACUAACAAGAAGUGAUCUAUGAUAUGUACUUGUGUAGGAACCUUCGGUGGAAUUCACUUCUCACCAUAUCGUUGACGAACCUGUAUACCGCC
This is a messenger RNA of Babesia bovis T2Bo, 1311 nucleotides long. RefSeq lists its product as uncharacterized. Bases 53 to 1234 code for a protein of 393 amino acids. The record is from RefSeq and is a predicted model, not a curated record. Gene Ontology annotation, cellular component: cytoplasm. Gene Ontology annotation, molecular function: ATP binding; GTP binding; ATP hydrolysis activity. The transcript has 4 exons. Lineage: Eukaryota; Apicomplexa; Aconoidasida; Piroplasmida; Babesiidae.